Molecule: messenger RNA, 1949 nt
Organism: Olea europaea var. sylvestris
Lineage: Eukaryota; Viridiplantae; Streptophyta; Magnoliopsida; Lamiales; Oleaceae
Exons: 3
Coding region: 269-703 (144 amino acids)
Source: RefSeq, a predicted model, not a curated record
CAAAUUUCACUUACAUUUUGCACUAAUUAAUUACUCCAACGUCCACUACAUGAAUAUCGGAUAACCUUCUCUCUAUAAAUAUCUCACCUGCUCUCGGCAAUUUUUGCCUUCUUUUAUUCAUUCUAGGCAUAGUGCUGCGUGCCUGAGAGAGAGAGAGAGAGCUGGAGCUGAAGCGUCUUGAUUUUCCGUGUCGCUUUAACAUUUAGGUCAGAGCUUCUGGAAUCUGGAAUUCUUUGUAGGAACUGACAUUUGGAAAUCAACAGAAUCAAUGGAGGUAUUUGGCAAAUCUAUGGUAGCUGCUACAAACGUUAUUUACUUGUCGAGUAUUCUUGGCCAAGAUGGACCUAACUCUGUUCACAAGUGUGAUUGGAAAUGUGAAAACGAAUGCAUCUGUGGGAACAUGUUCCGCUGCAGACUAACUGGGCUGACACACUUCUGUGACAAAAACUGUAACCAGAGAAUUCUGUACGAUAACCAUAGCUCCCUUUGCAGAGUAAGCAAGCAGAUUUUUCCCCUGACUCCAGCUGAGCAACAUGCAGUGAAAGGUAUCCGGAGGAAGCUUGAAGCUGAGAGUUCCCCCAGUGAGAGCUGCGCUUUUAAGCGGAGAAGGGAUGCACAGUAUAACACCUUACCAUUUGAGAAAUCAUUCUCUGCUGUUAGUCCCAUCUGCAGUCAAAUUGGCGAGAGCAUGGACAUGAGCUAGAUACUAUUAACUACAUAUUUCCUAUUCACCUUCUACUUCCCCCCUUUGAGUUUUACUUUUUCCUGGAACUAGUAUUGACAACCAAACUUGAUGAGUACAUCAAUGACGAACCGUAUUGUCCUGCUGCCUAUAUGUUGGGAAACUAUUAACUAUAUUUGAUUUUCUAGAUCCUAUGAAAAUUAAUGAAAUUUGAGUUGCGUAUCAAAGCUUAAACUUUACUGUAACAUUUUAUUUCCUCCAUGAGAAGUAACGUGUUGUGUAGAUCGUUUAGAUGGAAACAUGUGAUCUUCCAUAUGAUGCAUUGGCAUUAUUGUACGUGUUAACUGAAUACUAUCUGUGUUCUGGGUAACUUGCUUUCAUUUGAUAAAGUAUCGAAUUCCUUCUCACUAUGGCUGUUGUAACAUUGAUUACACAUUUUCAAGGAGCAACUGUACUUCAAUAGUUGGUAGAGACAUUCUUGAUUUUUACAUUGUUUUGUUAUGCGUCUCAGGUCUUGGAGGCGCAGCAAAGUUUCUCUCAUUUGAAGUUUCAUCAUCUCAUCUUUUUUAUGUUCUUAUUCUAGUUGUUCUAUGCACUGGAUCCUAAAGUUAAUGUUAUUUUUGCAGAGACCAAGCAUUGUAUUGGACCGGAGAGUUUGACAUUUUUAUAGCUUCUUCUGUCAAUGAAUGAUUUUGAUAGAGGUAGUAUAUGUUGAAUCUUAAGGAAGUUUCUUAUUAUUUAUCUGUUCUCUUGUGCAGGAUAAAAUAUUGUGCUUGGAUACAUUUUAGAUUACAUACUUGCCAAACCAUGAUGCUGAAUUAAACAUUCCAGCCAAUGCAGGUUCUCUCAUCAGUUGGUUUGAUCUCUCAACUUACUAACCACUGGAAUUCCAGUCAACAGUUGUGCUAUAUGUGAUACGGCUCAACCAUCAAUGCAGAGAGAUCCAUAUCAAAUGAAAAGUAUUGUCUGAGUUCCAUCUCCAUCUCAGCCAACCCUUUCAAGUGUGCCUUGCUCUUUGGCUGCAGAAAUCGAAUACAGAGUUAUUUUUUUGGUUAAGUCGAGCAUUCUUCGUGGAAAGUUUGCUAUAAUCAAUUUGUAGUUAUGAAUUUCUUGAACCUGUAUAUACUUGUCGUAAUUUUGUUGGUUUGAGAAUCAUAUAGCCAUGAUUUACCUAUCCUUGUGGUUGACUCUUUUUCAAGAAUGUGCUCUGGAUUCAUUGUUUCCAAUUCUGGUCUUCUAGUCCAAGUGAAAAACUAUCAUUUUCCUC